Messenger RNA from Mesorhabditis spiculigera, 1008 nucleotides. NCBI's taxonomy places the organism in Eukaryota, Metazoa, Nematoda, Chromadorea, Rhabditida, Rhabditidae. The record is from the annotation of a GenBank genome assembly.
AACCAGGGCGGCAAGCCGGUCGCCCCGCAAUGGGAAUUCGACCUGGCCGUCGGCUCGAUCAUCAACAACGUGCUGUUCGGGUAUCGAUUUGAAGAAGACAAACAGCUCGAAUUCGCCGAACUCCGCCGCCUGCUCAGCGAGCAAAUGAAGCUGCUGGCCCACGGCGUCUGGCGGUUUGGUCAUCACCAGAUAUUGGUCGCGUUAUAUCCCGGAAUUAGAGACGUUUACAAGCGGAUCAUGAACAACCGCGACCAGCUGUUUGCCUUCUUUAAUCAGCAGGUCCAGGCCAGGAAGAAGACGAUGGACUAUGAUUCGGAUAUCAGUAACGACCUUGUCGAGUGCUAUCUAAAGGAGCAGCACAAACACCAGGAUGAGCCAGAGUUUGGAUAUUACAGCGAGGCGCAGCUUGAGAAUGUCCUGAUGGAUCUAUGGGUGGCUGGUAUGGAAACGACGUCCAACACACUAAACUGGGGCAUCGCAUAUCUUCUCAAUGAACCGGAAGUGCAGAAGAAAAUUCACGCCGAGCUGGACCGGGUCAUCAAGAGCGAUCGCACGAUUACGCUGGCCGACAAGCCGAACCUGAACUACAUCAAUGCCACGUUGAACGAAAUUCAACGAGUCGCCAACCUUCUACCCCUAAAUUUGUUCCGAAAAACAACAGAAGACGUCGUAAUCGCGGGCCAUCCGGUUCCCAAGGACACCAUGGUUAUCCCGCAGAUUAGCGUCGUGCUUUUGGAUGAGAAGAUUUUCCCCGAACCCUACGCCUUCAAGCCGGAGCGCUUCUUGAAUGCAGAUGGGAGCUUGAAGAAGGUUGAGGAGCUGAUCCCGUUCUCCAUCGGCAAGCGACAAUGCCCGGGCGAGGGGCUGGCCAGGAUGGAGCUGUUCAUGUUCUUCGCCAACCUGCUACAACGAUUCGAGGUCCAUUCUGAUGAGAAGCCUUGCCUCGAAAAGGAGAUGGGGAUCACGACUUCGAGUCGCCCUUAUAAAUGCUACUUUAGGGAAAGGAAA